This is a messenger RNA of Melospiza melodia melodia, 1351 nucleotides long. Its product is annotated as protein FAM83D-B-like. The record is from RefSeq and is a predicted model, not a curated record. The transcript has 4 exons. The coding region runs from base 1 to 1134 and encodes 377 amino acids. Gene Ontology annotation, biological process: protein localization to mitotic spindle; regulation of TOR signaling; positive regulation of cell cycle G1/S phase transition. Gene Ontology annotation, molecular function: protein kinase binding. Gene Ontology annotation, cellular component: mitotic spindle pole; cytosol. NCBI's taxonomy places the organism in Eukaryota, Metazoa, Chordata, Aves, Passeriformes, Passerellidae.
AUGGCCAACGCGUCGCAGUGCCUGGAGGAGGGCUCGGGGCGCUGGCCGCCGCCGGCCGGGCCGUACAGCGAGGCGCAGCGGCUGGCGCUGGAGGAGCUGGUGGCGGGCGGCCCCGAGGCGCUGCGCGCUUUCCUGCGGCGGGAGCAGCUGCCGCCCUUCCUGUCGGAGCCCGAGGUGCAGGACAUCGCUCGGGCCGCGCUGCCGCCCGCCGCGGGCCCGGAGCCGGCGGCCGAGCCGGCGGCCGGAGCCUCGCUGGACGCCUCGUCGCUCACCUACUUCCCCGAGCGCUCGGAGCUGGAGCCGCCCGCGCUGGAGCUGGGCUGGCCGGGCUUCGCCAGCGGCGCCUUCCGCGGGCUCACGCGGGUGGAGGCGCAUUUCCAGCCCGGCUGCGGGGACAGCAUCUACGGCUGCAAGGAGGCGGUGCGGCGCCAGAUCCGCUCCGCCCGGCAGAUGAUUGCCCUGGUUAUGGAUUCCUUCACAGACACUGAUAUCUUCACAGACAUCUUGGAAGCCUGUAGCCAACGGCAAGUUAAAGUGUAUAUCCUUCUAGAUCAGUCUUCAUUUUCCCACUUUCUAAAAAUGUGCAAGGAUCUGGGAGUUGACCUUGAGCAGGAAAAGUUGAUGAGGGUUCGGAUUAUCACGGGGAGCACGUACUGCACCAGGUCAGGCACCAAAAUCAUUGGAAAAGUCCGUGAAAAGUUCAUGUUGAUUGAUGGCAUUAGAGUGACCACAGGCUCCUACAGUUUUACAUGGACAGAUGGGAAGCUGAACAGCAGUAACAUUUUGAUCCUGUCAGGCCCAGCAGUUGCACACUUUGACCUGGAAUUUCGGAUUCUUCAUUCAAGGUCAAAGCCUAUCAACCUCCAAGAGUUUUCCAGCUGCAAGAAGAACAGGGUGUGGGACCAGCUGUUCAGGAUAACAGUGGCUUCCAGAGACAUGACCAGGGAACACUUCCUGAGAAUGGAAUUUUUGUAUCUGAGAGCAUUUGUAGGAGAGCUGAAGAGGAAGAGGAGCUGGCUGCACGCCUCCAGGGAGGCAGUGUACAGCCCAAAUAACACACUGCACACCUCUCCCCCGCUGACUAAGAGGAAUGGCUCCCUGGUUAUGAGGCCACACUGGAUCAUAGAGAGAUGAACUGCAUGUCCAUGCAGAGCAAGCAGCACCACCUCAGGAACCACGUCUGUCCAUCCCUGCCCAGCACUGUCCUGCAGUGUGUUUGUGAGGGCAGCUGGGAAAGAAACCUCAGACUGACAGAAAGUGAAACUGGAAUUGUGGCUUUGUUUGAAGAAUAUUAUACAGCCAUUAUUGACUUCUACUAUUCUGUUACAUUUUCAUUUCUCAACCUGUUCGU